This is a messenger RNA of Cordyceps fumosorosea ARSEF 2679, 918 nucleotides long. RefSeq names its product ubiquitin. Lineage: Eukaryota; Fungi; Ascomycota; Sordariomycetes; Hypocreales; Cordycipitaceae. Gene Ontology annotation, biological process: protein ubiquitination; modification-dependent protein catabolic process. The record is from RefSeq and is a predicted model, not a curated record. The transcript has 2 exons. Gene Ontology annotation, cellular component: nucleus; cytoplasm. Gene Ontology annotation, molecular function: protein tag activity; ubiquitin protein ligase binding. Bases 1 to 918 code for a protein of 305 amino acids.
AUGCAGAUCUUUGUCAAGACCCUUACCGGCAAGACCAUCACUCUUGAGGUCGAGUCGUCGGAUACCAUCGACAACGUCAAGUCGAAGAUUCAGGACAAGGAGGGCAUUCCUCCCGACCAGCAGCGCCUGAUUUUUGCUGGCAAGCAGCUUGAGGAUGGCCGUACCCUGUCCGACUACAAUAUCCAGAAGGAGUCGACCCUUCAUCUCGUCCUCCGCCUUCGCGGUGGUAUGCAGAUCUUCGUCAAGACCCUGACUGGCAAGACCAUCACCCUCGAGGUUGAGUCUUCCGACACCAUCGACAAUGUGAAGUCGAAGAUUCAGGAUAAGGAGGGUAUCCCUCCUGAUCAGCAGCGCCUCAUUUUUGCUGGCAAGCAGCUUGAGGACGGCCGUACCCUCUCCGAUUACAAUAUCCAGAAGGAGUCUACUCUCCACCUUGUCCUUCGCCUUCGUGGUGGUAUGCAGAUUUUCGUCAAGACGCUCACCGGAAAGACCAUUACGCUGGAAGUCGAGUCCUCGGACACGAUUGACAACGUCAAGUCCAAAAUCCAGGACAAGGAGGGUAUUCCCCCUGACCAGCAACGUCUCAUCUUUGCUGGCAAGCAGCUUGAGGACGGUCGCACCCUGAGCGACUACAACAUUCAAAAGGAGUCCACCCUUCACUUGGUUCUGCGUCUCCGUGGUGGUAUGCAAAUCUUCGUCAAGACCCUGACUGGAAAGACAAUUACUUUGGAAGUCGAAUCAUCCGAUACGAUUGACAAUGUCAAGUCCAAGAUUCAGGACAAGGAGGGUAUUCCCCCUGACCAGCAACGUCUCAUCUUUGCUGGUAAGCAGCUGGAAGAUGGCCGCACCUUGAGCGAUUAUAACAUCCAGAAAGAAUCCACCCUUCACUUGGUUCUGCGUCUUCGUGGUGGCAACUAA